AUGGGUCCAGUCACUGGAAUGACUCCAGAUAAGAAAGCUGAAACGCCAGGAGCAGAAAAAGCUGCAGGACUACGGCAGUGUCAUGGAAUGGGAAGCUUGCCUGAGGCAGGCGACGCCGGCAGGCCAAAGGCCACUGUGGUGGGCAGAGAUUCAGCAGACGACGAGCUCACCAAUUUGAACUGGCUGCAUGAAAGUACAAACCUGCUAACCAACUUCAGCCUGGGCACGGAGGGCCUGCCCAUCGUCAGCCCCUUGUACGACAUCGAGGGCGACAGCGUGCCCUCCUUCGCGCCGUCGUGCUACCAGAACCCCGAAAAAAAAUCCUCCACUUCCAAGCCCCCCUAUUCCUUCAGCCUUCUCAUCUACAUGGCCAUCGAGCAUUCCCCCAACAAGAGCUUGCCUGUCAAAGAAAUCUACAGCUGGAUCCUGGAGCGUUUCCCCUACUUUGCCACAGCACCCACUGGCUGGAAGAACUCGGUCCGACACAACCUUUCCUUGAACAAGUGUUUCCGGAAAGUGGAGAGAAGCCAUGGCAAGGUGAAUGGAAAAGGGUCAUUGUGGUGUGUUGACCCAGAAUACAAACCUAAUCUUGUCCAAGCACUGAAGAAGCAGCCUUUUCCCUCAGCACUUGCCUUAAAUAGGUCAACAUCCCCUCACUACCUAACUUCAGUUCUUCAGCAGAAUCACGACCGAUCUCUCAAAGAAUCUGAUAUCGAUGCUGCUACUGCAAUGAUGCUGUUAAACACUUCCAUUCAACAAGGGAUGCUGAACUGUGAGAACCCUCAGCCUCUGAAGACCCCUAAGAAGAGGAGUUACGGCAGUGCGUUCAACUCCCCCAGCUCCGUGAAUCUGCAGGAAAAUGAUCCUAUGGCCAUCAAUAUUGAUCCGAAAGAGGAUCACAACUACAGUGCCAGCAGCAUGGGUUCCCAGCGCUGUGCAUCUCGGUCCAGCAUGUCUUCCUUGUCCUCCCUUGACGAGGUGUACGAAUUCAUCCCCAAGACCAGCCACGACGGAAGCGACGGCAGCGAAGGCUUUCACAGCGAAGUGGAUACAGAUGUCGACUACGAAGACGAUCCUCUUGGAGACAGUGGCUAUGCAUCACAACCUCAUGGAGAUACCUCUAAGGAAAGUCAGCCUAGCAGCAAAGCACUCAAGGAGCUAUGUCAAGAAAUUGAUGAGGAGUUGAAAGAAGCAGCGGGAUCUCUGCUGCACCUUGCUGGCAUCCAGACGUGCUUGAGUUCCUUAAUAAGUACUGCCAAGAGCCACUGUCACAAGCAGAGGAAAAAAUAGGAU
Molecule: messenger RNA, 1293 nt
Organism: Indicator indicator
Lineage: Eukaryota; Metazoa; Chordata; Aves; Piciformes; Indicatoridae
Gene: FOXN2
Product: forkhead box N2
Exons: 6
Coding region: 1-1290 (429 amino acids)
Biological process (GO): regulation of DNA-templated transcription
Cellular component (GO): nucleus
Molecular function (GO): cis-regulatory region sequence-specific DNA binding; DNA-binding transcription factor activity
Source: RefSeq, a predicted model, not a curated record